GAACCUGACCGACCUCGAACUAUAUCUCCUUGCUGACAAUAUGGAUCCAUCAGAUUUCAGGAAGGUCGGGCUAGCUUUGGGAUUCACUGAGGCUGAACUAAGUCGGUUUGAGAAAGAUCAGAUGGGCAACACUCUGUAUGCUACCUAUAAGAUGCUUUACGAAUGGCGGAAGAGAGUACGUGAAAGCGAGGCGAGGGAGACGUUGGUGGUCACGUUGCAACGAAUUAAGCUGGUACAGCUUGCUGAUAGCGUGCAUAAAGGUCAGGUUGGUGAUCACAUACCGUCCAUGACAGAGGAGGAAAUCCAACGGGUUGCUGAAGAGGUCAAACACUAUUUUGCAAUUCAUCUAUGCCAGAUUCAAGCCGAUCCACUGAACAAUGAACUUGUACUUGAAUUUAAACGUAUCUUCACCAAUCUAACGUUGAUGGAAGAAGACAAAGGUACAAAUCUCAAGACACCGCUUCUCUACGACAACCUCCUCAGGACCAAAGUCAACGGAACCUAUCCCAAACGCUUGCUGGUAGAAGGUGAAGGGGGUGUAGGAAAGACCACUUUUUGCGCCAAGAUCGCUUGGGAUUGGAUCAACGGAAAAGGAUACCAAGAUUUCAAACUGGUUCUUGUCAUCCUACUUCGUAAGGCAGAGGCCAGAACUGUUGGAGAGAUAGUGAAGUCGUAUCUUCCAGAAGACAAUCCGGUUACAGCCAAACAGCUAGACAAGCACAUCCUCUCGAAUCCGAAAGACGUCUUUCUUGUCCUGGACGGCCUAGAUGAGUUUGCUGUCGACCUUGACAGCAAUCAGCAAAUCGCCCUGAUCACUCUCAAUCGUCUGUUCAAGUCAGGGACAGUACUAAUCACAUCGAGACAAUGGAGAUCAGAUGAGAUUAGGAAGAAUGCCGAUCUCAGAAAGGUGUUUGCUUUCAUUGCUGUGGAAGGUUUCUCUGCUGAAAACCUCUCUUCUUACAUCACCAAGUUCUUUCAUCCAGACGCAGCUUCCUCUGAAGAUCUGAGCCAAUUCAUAUCAAACAACGAUGUGAUCAGAGAGAACAUGGCCCCAUACCCUAUAUACACAGCCAUGCUGUGUAUCAUGUGGAAAGAGUUUGAUGGAGAGCGUCGAGAGGCAAUGUCCAAGCUGCAAACAUUUUCCCAGCUCUUCAAUCAGAUGAUUGACUUUUUAGUUGAUCAUUACCUAUCAAAGCACAUUCCAUCUUCAGGUAUUGUUGGAGGCAAAUUAAGUGAACAUUGUUCAGAUAUUCGUCAUCACCUGAUUCACAUCGGCCGCAUUGCCUUCCAGGGACUUCUCGAGCGACGGUUAGUAUUCACAGAAGAAGAGUUUCAGAGCUAUCCAGUGUCCAUCGAUGUAGGUUGCAAAGUUGGUGUACUCACCAGAGAGAAGAAAAUUCUUCCGAGGCGAGAGAGAAGAAAUACUCCGACUUCAUUAGUCCAAUCAGUGCAGUUUCCCCAUAAGCUCUUCCAGGAGUAUCUAUCAGGAAUGUAUCUUGCAUCUCUUAACAAGUCAAACCGUAAUGAGUAUGACAGGUUGAUAGCGAAUAUCAUACCCCGCGCAGUGGAAUACCGCUACCUACUGUACUUCACCUCGGCCCAGCAGAAGGAGGUCGGCUUGGAUAUCGUAUCUCGUCUCAUGUCGUCGAAAAGAGAGAGCCCAUUGGGCCAUAUUGAUGAUGACUUCAUCGUAGACGUAGCAUAUGAGAGCCAAGACCAAGCAGUGGCCAAAGCAGUGGCGGAUCAUCUAUCGACUGCGUCCAGAAAGACACUGAGGAUCACCAAGGAGAUGCAGGCACACACAGUAUCAGGGCAUAUUUUCAUCAUGAAUCAUCGCGAAGUGGAUGACCUGAUUAUCAAGAAGCCAUGUGGACGCACGGCUUCAGAGGACCUGGCUGAAUUCAUGUGCUCAUCACGAUCACUGAGAUCUGUUACGAUCGAUCUUACUCAAGUUACUGGUACUAUGCAUGAUAUUUUCUACUCGGUGCUUGCGAAUAAAGCAGUCGAUUCCAAGAUUGAGACUCUUGACAUUCACUCUGAUGAUCUCAGUGAACGUCCCUCUGCAUCACGUGAUCUCGCUCAAUUCAUCUGUAAGAUGACUCAUCUGAAGAAGCUGACACUCAAGGGUCAGUAUCACGAUGCCUUCUACUCAACAUCGUCAUCGAUGGCAUCAUCUGCAAAGAUUGAGACUCUUGACAUCCGCUCUGAUGAUCUCAAUGACCGUCCUUCAGCAUCACGUGAUCUCGCUCAGUUCAUCUGUAAGAUGACUCAUCUGAAGAAGCUGAAACUCUGCGGUCAGUAUCACGAUGACUUCUACUCAACAUCGUCAUCGAUGGCAUCAUCUGCAAAGAUUGAGACUCUUGACAUCCGCUCUGAUGAUCUCAAUGACCGUCCCUCAGCAUCACGUGAUCUCGCUCAGUUCAUCUGUAAGAUGACUCAUCUGAAGGACCUGAAACUCUGCGGUCAGUAUCACGAUGACCUCUACUCAACAUCGUCAUCGAUGGCAUCAUCUGCAAAGAUUGAGACUCUUGACAUCCGCUCUGAUGAUCUCAAUGACCGUCCCUCAGCAUCACGUGAUCUCGCUCAGUUCAUCUGUAAGAUGACUCAUCUGAAGGACCUGAAACUCUGCGGUCAGUAUCACGAUGACCUCUACUCAACAUCGUCAUCGAUGGCAUCAUCUGCAAAGAUUGAGACUCUUGACAUCCGCUCUGAUGAUCUCAAUGACCGUCCCUCAGCAUCACGUGAUCUCGCUCAGUUCAUCUGUAAGAUGACUCGUCUGAAGGACCUGACACUCUGCGGUCAGUAUCACGAUGACCUCUACUCAACAUCGUCAUCGAUGGCAUCAUCUGCAAAGAUUGAGACUCUUAAGUUUGACUCUGAUGAUCUCGGUAAACGUCCCUCGGCAUCACGUGAUCUCGCUCAGUUCAUCUGUAAGAUGACUCAUCUGAAGGACCUGACACUCGACGGUCGGUAUCACGAUGACUUCUAUUCAACAUCAUCAUCGCAGGCAUCAUCUGCAAAGAUUGAGACUCUUGGGAUCUACUCUGAAGAUCUCAAUAAACGUCCCUCUGCAUCACGCGAUGUCGCUCAGUUCAUCUGUAAGAUGACUCAUCUGAAGGACCUGACAAUCCGCGGUCAGUUUCACGAUGACUUCUACUCAACAUCGUCAUCGAUGGCAUCAUCUGCAAAGGUAUUGAUUUGAUCAAGGGGGAUCCAGGGGGGAGCGGGCCUUGCCUCCCCCCGGCAACAAAUAAAAAAUACAAUAAGCGAGAGAGAGAAGGAAAAGGAGGGGAAGAGGAGA
Molecule: messenger RNA, 3301 nt
Organism: Strongylocentrotus purpuratus (purple sea urchin)
Lineage: Eukaryota; Metazoa; Echinodermata; Echinoidea; Camarodonta; Strongylocentrotidae
Product: NLR family CARD domain-containing protein 3-like
Exons: 10
Coding region: 41-3202 (1053 amino acids)
Biological process (GO): signal transduction
Molecular function (GO): protein binding
Source: RefSeq, a predicted model, not a curated record